Penicillium antarcticum is the source of this 252-nucleotide messenger RNA. RefSeq lists its product as uncharacterized. The record is from RefSeq and is a predicted model, not a curated record. The transcript has a single exon. Lineage: Eukaryota; Fungi; Ascomycota; Eurotiomycetes; Eurotiales; Aspergillaceae. The coding region runs from base 1 to 252 and encodes 83 amino acids.
AUGGCGGGGGAAUUCCCUCUUAACAUCACCCAGCUGUCCCCCUGUGCAGACACUCGGGCUUCGUUCUCCUGGGCGGUCGUGGGUCCGAAGAUUCUCGGGGUGGCUGAUGAGGCCGAACCAGUGUCUGUACCCUCCGAGCAAUCAUCUCUCACUUACACUACCUCGGUCGCCAAUGAUGAUGAUCACUAUCAGGAAGAACGCCAUGGAGACGACAAUGAGAACGGCAUUCCACUCCGUCUUGCUCUCGCUUAG